UACAAAACAAAAAAGGGCAUUGAAUAUGGUGAAGAUGCUAACUACAGUCCUCAAGUUUAUUGUUGAUACCACUUCAAUGGAUCUUGUUUCUCACACUCAAGAAAGGUGCUUGAAGUUUGCACUGGAAUACAUAGAAUUCAUCAUCUUGCAUGUGAAGCAAUAUUUCCAUGACCAGUUGCACUUUAAGGAGGAAGAUUUCAAAGAUACAUUUAUCUGUCUGAAGAGCUCCUUCACAUACGCUGCCAAGUUACUAAAUCUAGUCCUUAAAAGUUCCUGCCAAGCUUCCCCAGCUUCACGAGAAGCUUACAAUCUUGUGAACUGUCUGUUUGAUCUAAUUAUUCUAGUUGAAGAACUCUUGGGCUCUGGAUUUGCAGCACGUCUUGUUAGUACAGCUAAGCCAUGGAUGCCUGAUUUGAUUCUGGCAUUGACAUCCAGCCACCUACUGAAACAGACUCCAGGAGAGAGCACAUGUUCCAUUAUGUCUGAUCUCGGCAGAGCCAGUUUUCCAUCAUGGCCAUCUAUUUUAGCCAAGCUUGAACUCUGUGAACUAAGUGACACUGGCUCAGAUGAGGAGGCCGAUAGAGUUUCUAAACACAAAGAAUUUCGCGCAUUCAGAAAAUUCAUGGGAAUGUUAGUUCAGCUGUUGAGAGCAGACCGUAAUGUACUUGAUGCAGCUGGGGUUAUUUUUCUGACUGUAUCCAUAGUUGGGUUGGAAAAGAAGGAUUUUGAGUUGUUACUGGGACUUUUGCACUUUGUCUGCAUAAAGUUAGUCAGGCACGAAGAUAGAAAAUGGGGAGAACUCAAUAUGAUGUUGGCAUCUCUGGGAGAGAUUUUCCCUCGAAUAGAGAGAGAAGCUGAGGAGCUCAAAAGCAGUGAGGAUGGAAGGCAGAAAUUGCAGAAUGCUAUAGCACUGCUUCAACCUGUAUGGAUGCUUUAUUUUCAUGAAACUAGGAGGGAUCAAAUGGCUGAAGAAUAGAAGUAGCUCAUAUUUCAAAUAUGACAGUUCAUAGAGUAGUUCAAAUGUUCAAUGCCCAAAAUAUAAAAAGUAAAGGUUCUCUCUUGAGGUAAAUGUUACCUGAUUUUUUGUACAUGGCUAGAAGAACCUCAGUACUUUUUGAAGAGGUUGAUGUAAUAUAAAUAAAUAAAUUGUGAUUUUGUAGUUUG
Molecule: messenger RNA, 1164 nt
Organism: Ilex paraguariensis (yerba mate)
Lineage: Eukaryota; Viridiplantae; Streptophyta; Magnoliopsida; Aquifoliales; Aquifoliaceae
Source: the annotation of a GenBank genome assembly